AUGUUUGGAUUGGGAAGACUUCUCUACGUGAUAGUUCUCAGUGUAAACGGAAUCGCCGUUCUAAGCGAGGACAGAUUCCUUAAUCGUGUGGGCUGGGGGUCGCUGUCUCCACAACCGGUUAACCAGUUCCAAAACCAGUAUGGAAUGCUGGCAACCUCCAACGACGCUGGUGUUAAGUCGAGAAUGGUUGCUCUCAUCAGUGCCAUUAGAACGUUAUUGAGGUUACCAUUGAUUGUGGUUAACAUUUUGAUCAUCUUAUACGAGUUGAUCUUGGGCUAA
Messenger RNA from Sungouiella intermedia, 279 nucleotides. NCBI's taxonomy places the organism in Eukaryota, Fungi, Ascomycota, Pichiomycetes, Serinales, Metschnikowiaceae. The record is from the annotation of a GenBank genome assembly.